AUGGAAUCCACCUUGAAGCCAUUGAGUCCUUCCGACUUUCAAAUCUACAAUCGUCUAUCCGACAUGAUGAACACCUUUCAUAAUCACUUUCGGCGAACAUGGAAGCGUCUGCAAGAUUCCUGCAACACCCCUGUCGAUGGCCCGCCAAAAAUGACCAGCGAACAGAUCGUCAGGGAAGGGCUGUUUUUUUGUUAUCGCCUGACGAAUCACCACAACAUUGAAGAGACCAUCUUUUUCCCGCUAUUGGCACGCAAGAUGCCCGAGUUCAGGGGCGAGGAUGCAGUGGUGUUGGAGCAACAUCGCCAGAUACAUGAAGGCCUCGAGAAUUUGCAAGAAUACUUGGAAAUGUGCCGCUCUCGUAAAGCCACGCUUGACCUCGCCACUUUAAAGAGUAAGAUGGACCCCUGGAGCGAUGUUCUUUUACUGCAUUUGGACCAGGAGGUUGAGAUGCUUGGCGCUGAGAAUAUGCGGAAAUACUGGACGCGGGAAGAACUACAAGAAAUGCCAAUUUGA
Colletotrichum truncatum is the source of this 513-nucleotide messenger RNA. RefSeq lists its product as uncharacterized. Lineage: Eukaryota; Fungi; Ascomycota; Sordariomycetes; Glomerellales; Glomerellaceae. The record is from RefSeq and is a predicted model, not a curated record.